AUGCAGAAAAACCUCAUUGUACUAAUUGGGGGUGGUCAUGCUGCCGGAAAAAGGACAACAGCGGAGCUAAUAAAAACAGAGGUCGAGAACUUACCAGAGAACAAUGGCUCAUCUCUACACAUUGAAGUAUUGGACAUGACCACUUUCGAACAGUCGGUCACAAAAAAUGGCAGCACUAGUGAUGAGAUGUCAAAACACAAAUUCAGACCCGCUCGUGUCGAUUUCGAAGCGCUCCUGGAUCAUUUGAAGUCUCUGCUACUCCAUAAAGAGGGUGAGAUCCAAAAGCUUUUGAUCGUUCAUGGAUGUUAUGCGCUCUACAAUAAGGAAAUAUGUGACAUGUCCCACAUGCGAGUUUACAUAGAUAGUGACGCAGACACUCGGCUUAUUCGAUGGAUCCGUAGAGACGUACUCUUUACCGAAACUGAGACUUUGGAGCACAUCUUGUCAACAUAUCUCCAAGGCGCGAAACAGGAAAUGACAGAUUAUAUUUUUCCUACAAAAGAGCGAGCCGAUGUGAUCAUGCCUCGUGGCGCUGAAGCAAACGGUGUGUCAUUGAUUGUGGAUGGCAUCCUACCACACACUGGCUUCGGCAAGCUAUUAGAGCAUAGCGGAACGAGUUGUCUUCGUCCAUUUCAAGGUGAAAGAUUUGACAAUCAAAAGGGCAACUUCUAUGAACUUAAUUGA
Australozyma saopauloensis is the source of this 684-nucleotide messenger RNA. Its product is annotated as putative uridine kinase. The coding region runs from base 1 to 684 and encodes 227 amino acids. The record is from RefSeq and is a predicted model, not a curated record. Gene Ontology annotation, molecular function: ATP binding; uridine kinase activity. Gene Ontology annotation, cellular component: cytoplasm. Lineage: Eukaryota; Fungi; Ascomycota; Pichiomycetes; Serinales; Metschnikowiaceae. The transcript has a single exon. Gene Ontology annotation, biological process: pyrimidine-containing compound salvage.